UAUGUUUUGUGCGCGCAUCGAUAGUGUUUGUUGUUCGUUUGAAAGUUUCGGCACGGAAAACGUAUGAAAAUGGGAAAAGCGUCAACAUCCAAGGAGUACACCGAAUUGGACAUUACCCAGUGCCUCCAAGCGAUUCAAAACCGUGUUCCAAUUAAGACGGCAUGUAAAAGGUUCAACAUUCCUCGCUCUACAAUCAAGUUCCGGCAGAGUGUCAGAUGGUCCGGGAAAGCACGAAAAGGACCACCAACAGCACUAACGGCUCAAGAAGAAUCGACACUAGUUCAGUGGAUUCUGCAUAUGGCACGAAAGGGCUUCCCCAUCACCAAAGAGCGCUUAGUUUUGACAGUUCGGAAAUUCUUAGCAGAAAAUCCUCGUAACGGAAACAUCCAAAUGAAUGCCGAUAAGAAAGAUGGUUUUAUUUGUUUAAUACUAUCAAUACUUUAAUUACUCAAAUGUUUCAGGAUACAAAUGGUGCGUUGGAUUUAUGAAACGUCAUCCGGAAAUUUCGGUGCGAAAGCCUGAAAAGGUAACAAAAGCUGCUGCCACUGUAACUGAAUCAAAUAUAAGAAAAUGGUUCCAGUCAGUUCGUGAAUUGCUGAUAGAAGAUGGGUACUGUGGAAUUCUGGAAGAUGCACGGCGUGUUUUUAACGGUGAUGAGAUCGGGUUUUGCCUUGAUCCAGAGACUAAGGCUGUUCUUAUAGCGAAAAAGGAAAAAAAUGCUUAUCUUAUCGAUACCGGAUCAAAGAAGAACAUAACUGUUUUGAACUCGUGUGGCGCCGCAGGAAUAGCUGUUCCUCCUUGCGUUAUCCUACCAUAUCAGCGAAUUCCGAUGAACAUCACGCGUAGUUUUCCCGCUGACUGGGGAGUCGGAAAAUCAGAAAGUGGAUGGAUCCUUGGACUUUUAUGGCCUACAUAAGUAGUGUAUUUCACCCUUUUUUGGUGAGAAAAAAAAUACAACUCCCUGUUAUCUAUUUUAUUGACGGGCAUAAGAGCCAUACCGCAUAUGAAACAGCUGAAAAGUGUAUUCAACUUGGAAUCAUACUCGUAUGCCUUUACGCGAAUAGCACUCAUAUUAUUCAACCGGCUGACGUUGCUAUUUUUCGUUCCUUAAAGGCUGCAUGGACCAAGCAAGUACGGAUUUGGCAGGCUGUGAACCCGGCAGGGUUAUACGAUUGGACGAAUUUGGGGGAAUUUUGCAACGAACAAUCGAUGUUUCUUUCAAUUCAGAAACUGUCAGGAAUGGAUUCAGAGUAUGUGGGCUAUUUCCGUUUGACGAAAACGCUGUCGACUACUCAAAAUGUAUAGCAGGCAAAGCAAAUCCAGAACCGACAGGUCCUCGUGAGUCUGAGGCAACUAUUGCUGUUUCCCAAAAUUUUCUCGAAGGAAUCAUUCAGCAGAUUAGUUCAGCGCAAGCUGCUCUAUACCGUGAGCUUGAUUUGGAUUUUUUCACUGGAGAAUCAGAGAUAAUAGUGUGUCAACUGUAUAAAGCAGUCCUUCAACCCCUCGAUCAACGAGUGCUUCACGACAAAUCCAGCAAACGUGGUCAGAGUCAUGAUGAAGAAGAUCUCCGCUGUGAACAGCUGUAUGACGAUUCACUUUCAAACAAUGCGAUCCAAGAUUUUUCUGAACAUAUUGAGUGCUACUCAAUUGAACUUAAUGAGAAACGUGAAAACCUUGGACAGAUUAACGAAAAAGCUAACGGCGACUGUGAUCAGAUUCUUUCUAAUGAUUCAUUCUCUGAAGAAGACAUCUUGAUUGGACAUUGCGAAGAUGCAAUCGAGCAUUCUUCUCCCGAUGUAGAAAGCCACACUUCGCAAGAUGUCAACCUAAACGAUUCGAAAGAAUCACGAAGUCAUGUAUCUGUUGAUUUGGGAAAUUUUACAUCGCUUGAUGAUAUGUUGGAGGUUGUUUCUUGUGAUGAUCCGGAAACCUCUCGAAAGGAAAUAGAUACCCUAGAGAACGACCCAUUGUCGAUAUCCAACUGCAGUGACCCUGAAACGACCAUUAAAAGCUACUUGAAUGAACCCGAUACGCCUAAGAAGAAGAACAAGAAGUUUAACAAAGCAAAAAGCCCACCAGUUCUGACUUCACGAAAGCUCCUAGAGCUUCAUCGGAAGAAAGAAGAGGACAAGGAAAAUUCAAAGAGAGAGAAAAUUCGUAAGUCUGAGAAAAAACAUGAACAACGAACAAAACGAGCAAGAGAGAAAAAAAUUGAAAUGAUCAGGAAGACUACUGAGCGGCUGGAACGCUUAAAGCAUGGAUUACAGAAAAUUGAUACUAAUAAGAAUCAAGCUACAUGUACUGCAGGCACUGCUUAAAUACUCCGUGACAUACAAUGAUAAAAAUGAUAAAAAUAAAUAUCCCAAUGUUGUUUUUAGCUUAUUAUGCAUCUAAAAAAGCUGAUGUUCAAGCAAAUUGAUGAGUGGUGGAUGGAGUCAACAUCUAUUAUUUAUAGAUAUCUUUUAGAAGUCAUUUUUCUUAGCACCAAUAGGUGUAGCGAAGCCCUGAACAUGAAACUGUUUAGAAAUGAAACUUAGUCGUAAUGGUGCUUACGUCACUUUGCUGUUACACUGCAAUGCAGUAUGUAGUACAUUGACGAAACAAAAGGAAACCGCAUGUGCUUUCAAGUAGGUACUAUGCUAGUACUCGUAAAUUAACAUUCUCUUUGAAUCGCUCAGUAUAAAAGUUGCUUUUUCCUUUAAUGGACCCGGGUCCAAUAAACGUUUAGUGGACAGGGGUUCACUAUAGGAAAAAGGGGUCCAUUAUAGGACAACCGCAGUACAUUUGAAUAUCGUUUUCACAACUAAAAUUAAUGCAGAAAACGAUCUAAUUUCCAUACAGAGGUCAUUGAAUUGAGAGGAAGAUGAUAA
Messenger RNA from Wyeomyia smithii (pitcher-plant mosquito), 2870 nucleotides. RefSeq lists its product as uncharacterized. The record is from RefSeq and is a predicted model, not a curated record. Bases 1119 to 2318 code for a protein of 399 amino acids. The transcript is spliced from 4 exons. Lineage: Eukaryota; Metazoa; Arthropoda; Insecta; Diptera; Culicidae.